AUGGAUACUGAAGAAUUUCUUUCAGAAGUUAGACCUUGGAAAAAAUCUUUAGAUUAUGUUGAUCCGGAUUUUUAUACUCAAACACUUGAAAUUCGUCAAUUACCUUUUAUUGAUGUUACUUCUAAAUUUUUAUCUUUAUUAUUAGAAGAUAAUAAAAUUAUUAAAGAAAUUGAUUCUAAUUUAAUUACCCCUUCUGAUGCUACUUUAAUAUCAAAUUGGAUUCAUGAAGUUUCAAUUAAUGGUAUAAAUAAUUUUCCUCAUCAAAAUUUUCCUCAAUAUGAAUUUAAAUUAUUAAUACGUGGUACUAGGGAUGGUUUCGCUUCUGAAGAAUUUCAUACUAAAUGUGAUGAAAAAAGUCCAACUAUAACAAUUUUAAGAGUUGAAAAUACUGGUGAAAUAUUAGGUGGUUAUAAUCCAAUUAAUUGGCAUUCAAAUGUUUUAGGAAAUUAUAGUCCAACAAAUUCUUCUUUUAUUUUUUCUCUUGGUGAUAAAGUAUUUAAUUAUGAUCCUAUUUUAUCAAAAAUUUCAAAUUCUUCUAAAGCUAUUUAUCAAAGUGAAUCUUAUGGUCCUUGUUUCGGUGGUGGUUAUUCUGAUUUAAGAUUAUUUGGUUCUAAUUUUAAAGAUAAUUGUGAAUGUAGAUGUGUUAAAACUAGUUAUGAACAUAAAAUUAGGGAUAGUGAAGAUGAAUUUUCUAUUGAUGAAUAUGAAGUUUUUCAAAUUGUUCCUAUUACUACUAAUCCAAAAAGGAAAAAAUGGUCAAUUUUAAGUUCUUCGUAA
This is a messenger RNA of Rhizophagus irregularis DAOM 181602=DAOM 197198, 777 nucleotides long. RefSeq lists its product as uncharacterized. Gene Ontology annotation, molecular function: protein binding. NCBI's taxonomy places the organism in Eukaryota, Fungi, Glomeromycota, Glomeromycetes, Glomerales, Glomeraceae. The record is from RefSeq and is a predicted model, not a curated record.